Messenger RNA from Chinchilla lanigera (long-tailed chinchilla), 5977 nucleotides. RefSeq names its product myosin VB (gene Myo5b). Lineage: Eukaryota; Metazoa; Chordata; Mammalia; Rodentia; Chinchillidae. Gene Ontology annotation, molecular function: microfilament motor activity; actin filament binding; ATP binding. The record is from RefSeq and is a predicted model, not a curated record. Gene Ontology annotation, biological process: vesicle transport along actin filament; actin filament organization. Gene Ontology annotation, cellular component: cytoplasm; myosin complex; vesicle.
GGGCUCAAAGCGGCGGCGGUGGCGGCGACGCGCCGGUCUUCCCUCCCCGGCUCGCCCUCGCCGGGGCGCUCGCACCUCCUCCCCAUACCUGAGCGGGGAGCGGCGGAGCGCGGCCUCGCCCCCGCCCACCCGCAAGUCCUGCUCGGCCGCAGCUGCGCCGCCGCGGGAGUAAAGGUCGAGCCGGCCGCGGUGCCUCCGGGAAGCCGGCUGGGCAGGUCGGGGUGGAGGAGCAGGCGCUAGCGAGAAACUCCGGACCGGUCGAGGAAGAUGGCGCCAGGAGGGCCGGCGGCCGACUGAGAGCCGCGGCAGCGGGGAGCGGGGAGCCGGCGUCCCGGCGGGCAGGCGCGAUACACAAGGGUCUGGAUUCCUGACCCAGAUGAAGUGUGGCGCUCGGCUGAACUAACCAAGGACUAUAAAGAGGGAGAAAAGAGCCUCCAGCUCAGACUGGAAGAUGAAACUAUUCGGGAAUACCCAAUUGAUGUCCAAAGCAACCAGCUGCCCUUCUUGCGGAAUCCAGAUAUCUUGGUGGGAGAAAAUGAUCUCACUGCCCUUAGCUAUCUCCAUGAGCCUGCAGUUUUGCAUAACCUGAAGGUCCGGUUCCUGGAGUCCAACCAUAUAUAUACUUACUGUGGUAUUGUGCUUGUUGCCAUUAACCCUUACGAGCAGUUGCCAAUCUAUGGACAAGAUGUCAUCUAUGCCUACAGCGGCCAAAACAUGGGCGACAUGGACCCCCACAUCUUUGCUGUGGCAGAGGAAGCCUACAAGCAGAUGGCCAGAGAUGAGAAGAACCAGUCCAUCAUAGUCAGCGGGGAGUCUGGAGCUGGGAAGACAGUGUCAGCCAAAUAUGCCAUGCGCUAUUUUGCCACAGUCGGUGGUUCAGCCAGUGAGACCAACAUUGAAGAGAAGGUCCUGGCAUCCAGUCCCAUCAUGGAGGCCAUCGGGAAUGCCAAGACCACUCGCAAUGACAAUAGCAGUCGCUUUGGGAAGUACAUUCAGAUCGGCUUUGAUAAAAGGUACCACAUCAUUGGCGCCAACAUGCGGACCUACCUGCUGGAGAAGUCGAGAGUGGUCUUCCAGGCAGAUGAUGAGAGGAAUUACCACAUCUUUUACCAGCUCUGUGCUGCUGCCAGCCUCCCGGAAUUCAAAGAGCUUGCACUGACAUGUGCAGAGGACUUUUUCUAUACAUCGCAGGGAGGAGACACGUCCAUCGAGGGUGUCGAUGACGCAGAGGAUUUUGAGAAGACUCGACAAGCCUUCACACUUCUUGGAGUGAGAGAGUCCCAUCAGAUAAGCAUUUUUAAGAUAAUUGCUUCUAUCCUGCACCUGGGAAGUGUGGAGAUUCAGGCUGAGCGUGAUGGUGAUUCCUGUAGCAUAUCACCCCAGGAUGAACACCUGAGCAACUUCUGCCGCCUGCUAGGGGUGGAGCACAGUCAGAUGGAGCACUGGCUAUGCCAUCGCAAGCUGGUCACCACCUCAGAGACCUAUGUCAAGACCAUGUCCCUGCAGCAGGUGGUCAACGCUCGCAACGCCCUGGCUAAGCACAUCUACGCCCAGCUGUUCAACUGGAUUGUGGAACACAUCAACAAGGCCCUGCACACAUCCCUCAAGCAGCACUCCUUCAUCGGGGUCCUGGACAUCUAUGGGUUUGAGACCUUUGAGGUAAACAGCUUCGAGCAAUUUUGUAUCAACUUUGCUAAUGAAAAGCUCCAGCAACAGUUCAACUCGCAUGUAUUCAAACUGGAGCAAGAAGAAUAUAUGAAGGAGCAAAUCCCUUGGACCUUGAUUGAUUUCUAUGAUAACCAACCUUGUAUCGAUCUCAUAGAAGCUAAACUGGGUAUCCUGGACUUGUUGGAUGAAGAAUGUAAGGUCCCCAAAGGAACUGACCAGAACUGGGUUCAGAAGCUAUAUGACCGGCACUCAAGCAGCCAGCACUUCCAGAAGCCCCGCAUGUCCAGCACAUCCUUCAUUGUUGUCCACUUUGCAGAUAAGGUGGAGUACCUUUCAGAUGGUUUUCUUGAGAAAAACAGAGACACAGUGUAUGAAGAGCAGAUCAACAUCCUGAAGGCCAGCAAGUUCCCGUUAGUGUCUGACUUGUUUCGUGAUGACAAGGAUGCCAUUUCUGCCACCACCCCAGCGGGGAAGGGGUCAUCUUCCAAGAUCAACAUUCGCUCUGCCAAACCCCCCAUGAAGGCCUCCAACAAAGACCACAAGAAAACUGUGGGCCACCAGUUCCGCAACUCACUGAAUCGCCUCAUGGAGACCCUAAAUGCCACCACACCACACUAUGUCCGCUGCAUCAAGCCCAACGAUGACAAGCUGCCGUUUUACUUUGACCCAAAGAGAGCCGUGCAGCAACUCAGAGCCUGCGGGGUAUUGGAGACGAUUCGCAUCAGCGCAGCGGGCUAUCCAUCCAGGUGGACCUACCAUGACUUCUUCAACCGGUAUCGGGUGCUGGUCAAGAAGAGAGAGCUUGCCAACACCGACAAGAAAGCCAUCUGCAAGUCUGUCCUAGAGAGCCUCAUCAGGGAUCCCGACAAGUUCCAGUUUGGCCGCACCAAGAUCUUCUUCCGGGCAGGCCAGGUGGCCUACCUGGAGAAACUGCGGGCUGAUAAGUUCCGAGCAGCCACCAUCAUGAUCCAGAAAACUGUCCGGGGAUGGCUGCAGAAGGUGAAAUACCACAGGCUAAAGAAGGCUACCAUUACCCUGCAGAGGUACUGCCGAGGAUACUUGGCCCGCAGGCUGGCUGAGCACCUGCGAAGGACGCAUGCAGCCGUGGUGUUCCAGAAACAGUACCGCAUGCUGAGGGCCCAACGAGCCUACCAGCGGUUCCGCAGGGCUGCCGUCAUCAUCCAGGCCUUUGCUCGGGCCAUGUUUGUGCGCAGAGUCUACCGCCAGGUCCUUAUGGAGCACAAGGCCACCAUCAUCCAGAAGCAUGCCCGGGGCUGGAUGGCACGCAGGUGUUUCCAGCGGCUGCGACAUGCAGCCAUCGUCAUCCAGUGCGCCUUCCGCAGGCUGAAAGCCAAGCAACAACUGAAAGCCCUCAAGAUAGAGGCCCGCUCAGCAGAACACCUAAAACGCCUCAAUGUGGGCAUGGAGAACAAAGUGGUCCAGCUGCAGCGAAAGAUUGAUGAACAGAACAAAGAGAUCAAGACUCUGUCGGAGAAGUUGUCUACCAUCACCACCACUCAUGCCACGGAGGUGGAGAAGCUGAAUCGAGAGCUGGCAUGUUACCAGCAGAACCAGGGGGCUGAGGUCAGCCUGCAGCUGCAGGAGGAGGUGCAGAGCCUGCGUACUGAGCUACAGAGGGCCCACUCGGAGCGGCAGGUCCUGGAGGAUGCCCACAGCAGGGAGCGGGAUGAGUUGAAAAAGCGAGUUGCAGACCUAAAGCAAGAAAAUGCUCUCUUGAAAGAUGAGAAAGAACAGCUUAACAACCAGAUCCUGUGCCAGUCUAAAGAUGAGUUUGCUCAGAACUCUAUGAAGGAAAACCUUCUCAUGAAGGAGCUGGAGGAGGAGCGUUCUCGGUACCAGAACCUCGUGAAGGAAUACUCUCAGCUGGAGCAGAGAUACGACAACCUGCGGGACGAGCAAACCCCAGGCCACAGGAGGAACCCAUCGAACCAAAGUAGCUUAGAGUCUGACUCCAAUUACCCCUCCGUCUCUACCUCUGAGGUCGGAGACACUGAGGACACCCUCCAACAGGUGGAGGAGAUCGGUGUGGAGAAGGCAGCCAUGGACAUGACAGUCUUCCUGAAGCUACAGAAGAGAGUGCGGGAGCUUGAACAGGAGCGGAAGAAGCUACAGGUGCAGCUGGAAAAGAGAGAGCAGCAAGAGAGCAAAAAAGGCCAGAUGGAACAACCAAAGAAUGACAUAGGAUUGGACCAGGAUUCAGAUCUGGCCUACAACAGUCUGAAGAGGCAAGAGCUGGAAUCGGAGAAUAAGAAGCUAAAAAAUGACCUAAACGAGCUGAGGAAAGCUGUAGCUGAUCAAGCCACACAGAACAACUUUCCUCACAGUUCCCCAGAUGGUUACAGCCUCCUGCUGAACCAACUCAAGCUAGCCAAUGAGGAGCUCGAGGUCCGGAAGGAGGAGGUGCUCAUCCUCAGGACCCAGAUCGUGAACGCUGACCAGCACCGACUUGCUGGCAAAAGCACGGAGCCGAACAUUAAUGCUAGAACAAGCUGGCCUAACAGUGAAAAACACGUGGAUCAGGAGGAUGCCAUUGAAGCCUAUCAUGGGGUCUGCCAGACAAACAGGCUGCUGGAAGCACAGUUGCAGGCCCAGAGCCUCGAGCAUGAGGAGGAAGUGGAAAAUCUCAAGGCCCAGCUGGAGGCUCUGAAAGAGGAGAUGGACAAGCAGCAACAGACCUUCUGCCAGACACUGCUGCUCUCCCCAGAGGCCCAGGUGGACUUUGGUGUCCAGCAGGAAAUAUCCCGGCUGACCAAUGAGAAUCUGGACCUUAAAGAAUUGGUUGAGAAGCUGGAAAAGAAUGAGAGAAAGUUAAAAAAGCAACUGAAGAUUUACAUGAAGAAAGCCCAAGACCUAGAAGCUGCCCAGGCGUUGGCCCAGAGUGAUAGGAGGCACCAUGAGCUGACCAGGCAGGUCACGGUCCAGCGGAAAGAGAAGGACUUCCAGGGCAUGCUGGAGUACCACAAGGAGGACGAGGCCGCCCUCAUCAGGAACCUGGUGACAGACCUGAAGCCCCAGAUGUUGUCUGGCACAGUGCCCUGUCUCCCCGCAUACAUCCUCUACAUGUGCAUCAGACACGCGGAUUAUACCAAUGACGACCUCAAGGUGCACUCCUUGCUGACCUCCACCAUCAAUGGCAUUAAGAAAGUUCUGAAGAAACACAACGACGACUUUGAGAUGACAACGUUCUGGUUAUCCAAUACCUGCCGCCUCCUUCACUGUUUGAAGCAGUACAGUGGCGAUGAGGGCUUCAUGACCCAAAACACUGCGAAGCAGAAUGAGCACUGUCUUAAGAACUUUGACCUCACUGAAUACCGCCAGGUGCUGAGUGACCUUUCCAUUCAGAUCUACCAACAGCUCAUUAAAAUCGCCGAGGGUUUGCUGCAACCUAUGAUAGUUUCCGCCAUGCUGGAAAAUGAAAGCAUUCAGGGUCUGUCUGGUGUGAAGCCAACAGGCUACCGGAAGCGCUCCUCUAGUAUGGUAGAUGGGGAUAACUCAUACUGCCUGGAGGCCAUCAUCCACCAGAUGAAUUCCUUUCAUACGGUGAUGUGUGACCAGGGCCUGGAUCCUGAGAUCAUCCUGCAGGUGUUCAAACAGCUCUUCUACAUGAUCAAUGCAGUGACUCUCAACAACCUCCUCCUGCGGAAGGACGUCUGCUCUUGGAGCACGGGGAUGCAGCUCAGGUACAACAUAAGCCAACUUGAAGAGUGGCUUCGAGGAAGAAACCUUCACCAGAGUGGAGCAGUUCAGACCAUGGAACCUCUGAUCCAGGCAGCCCAACUCCUGCAGUUGAAGAAGAAAACUCGUGAGGAUGCAGAGGCCAUCUGCUCUCUGUGUACCUCCCUCAGCACCCAGCAGAUUGUCAAAAUUUUAAACCUUUAUACUCCCCUGAACGAAUUUGAAGAACGAGUAACAGUGUCUUUUAUACGAACAAUCCAGGCACAACUACAAGACCGGAAUGACCCUCAGCAACUGCUGUUAGACUUCAAACACAUGUUUCCAGUUUUGUUUCCAUUUAAUCCAUCUUCUCUGACUAUGGACUCAAUCCACAUUCCAGCAUGUCUCAACCUAGAAUUCCUCAAUGAAGUCUGAAGAUGCAUCUUUCCAGCAUCAGCUCAGUUUCCAUUGAGCACAGCAAGAAAACAUAUGCAGUUGUGUGAAUCUUAGGACCUGUUAAAUCUGGUAAAAGUGGAUCAAAUCAGAGAUGGAGAGAGUGCUGAAUUAAGAAUAAAACACAUCUGUCAUUAAUUUUUGUAUCUACUCUCAGAAUAAAAACACUUGAAAUAUGGAA